This is a messenger RNA of Plasmodium malariae, 1527 nucleotides long. It is a transcript of the gene RCL1, whose product is annotated as RNA 3'-terminal phosphate cyclase-like protein, putative. Gene Ontology annotation, biological process: endonucleolytic cleavage of tricistronic rRNA transcript (SSU-rRNA, 5.8S rRNA, LSU-rRNA). Bases 1 to 1527 code for a protein of 508 amino acids. The record is from RefSeq and is a predicted model, not a curated record. The transcript has a single exon. Gene Ontology annotation, molecular function: RNA endonuclease activity. Lineage: Eukaryota; Apicomplexa; Aconoidasida; Haemosporida; Plasmodiidae. Gene Ontology annotation, cellular component: nucleolus.
AUGGAGUUCGGGGGGAGCAAUUACUUUCGGUUUAGGUUAGCGUUAAGUAUGAUAAGCGGAAAAGCUAUUACAAUUAAAAAUAUUCGAAGUAAAAAAAAAAGAAAAAAAUAUAUGGUAGUAGGGGAUGAUGAAGAAUUAAUUGUAGGGUUACAGGAAUAUGAGGCUAAACUUUUAAAACUUAUUGAUAAGUUAUGUGAUGAUACCAUUAUCAAAAUUAACGAAGAUGGAGACGAACUAUAUUUUAAACCAGGAUUUUUAAUAGGUAAUGUUAUUGAUGAAGUACGAAUAAGUGAUUUAAAUAAUUCUUUUCAUUGUGGAAAGGAAAGGAGUAUAACAUAUUUUCUUGAAUUUUUACUUAUGAUAGUCCCAUUUUUUAAAAAUCCUGUAAAAUUAUUAUUAAAAGGAAUAACAGAUGAUUGCAUUGAUAGCACUGUAUAUACAUGUAAAAUAGUGAGUGAGCAUUUUUUUAAAACAUUUUUAAAAGUUGAUAACAACUUUUUAAAUAUUAAUAUUUUAAAAAGAGGAAUAAAAUCUGACUGUUCAGGUGAAGUAUUAUUUUUUAUGAAUAAUUUAAAAACUAUUAAUUCUUUUGAUAUGCAUGAUAGUGGGUUGGUUAGAAAAAUAACUGGAACAGUAGUAAGCAAAAAUAUUUCAUUAGUUUUUCGAAACAAAUUUAUUAAUUUUGCAAAAAGACACUUACAAAUUUUUACCCCAUACGUUAGUAUUGAAAUUGAAAAAGUAAAAGGUAAAGAUGAUUAUUUGAAAAACAAUUUUAUCUCUUUAUCCUUAUUUGCACACACCAAGAACAAAUGUAUUUAUGGGUCUGACUUGUGCAUUGACGAGCCUUUUCUACAGCAUGUUAAGAACACGCUAAAACGGGUUAAACCAAGCGAUAGGACUCACAUGCAAGAGGUACCGUACAACAAUAUGGACAUUACAAAAAUUGUCGAAUGUGUAGCUAAUCAUGGGAGGAAAGAACAUGAAGAUAUUGAGGAGAAAGGUCAGUUUGAAAAUGAGAAAAAUAUUGAUGACUGUACCGAAGUUGAGAAUGAAAAUAGUUCCCAUUUAGAGAGUAGAGAUGAUGAAAUACAAACCCAGUGUAAAGACGAAAAGAACAUGGUUCUAAGUAAUGACAACAUAUCAUGUUUUAUGGGACAAGAGUGGUAUAUUAAAAAUGAUAAUGUUAUCGGUAAGAUGACGUGUAAUUUACGAGAUGCUGAAAUAUAUGAAAGACUUGGGUUUUUUAUUUCCCUAAAAAUGAUGAAUGAAAUAAAAGGAUUAUCAUCAGUUGAUACAAAUUAUCAGUGGUUGCCAUUAUUAUAUAUGUCCUUAGCAGAGGAUACUACUGUAUCAAAAAUUUCUCUAAAUGUUGUUAAGCCAUAUUCAAUUGCUCUCAUUAGAUUGUUAAGAGACUUUUUUAAUGUAGUAUUUGAUAUUAAGAAAGUAGAAAAAUCACAAAUUGAUUUUUCGUAUAUUAUCAAGUGUGUGGGUAUAGGAUAUCGUAACUUUUCGAAAAAGACCUUUUAA